AGGAAAAAAAAAAUUGGAAAACUUGGUUCUUCACUGCUCCUCCUUCACUUAUUCAGUCAUUCUUGCUCAGUAAGGUGCACAACGGAGAGAGUAGCUGGAAACUCUAGUAACCUCUUUCUCAUCUCGACACCACCCUGUUCUUCCCUUCACCUCGAAGCACCGAAUCAAACUCUCUCUCUGUUCUUUGGAUUCUGAUCUAAAUCUACUCUGUAAAGUAAUGUGCUUCAAGCAACAAAACUUUCACUCUUCAUAGAUAUGAAAUGAUGAUGAUGAAGCAGAAGCUUCUACUUCUACUUCGUCAUCGCCGCAAAAAUAGGGUUCUCUUUCUCUCUCUUCUCUACCUCUCUGUCCUUUCCCCUCUUCUCUUCUUCUCUCACAGGCUCAACCUCCUCGCUCCACUCGGGAAAGAUUUUCUCGAAGACUUAUAUCGCGUUGCAUACAAGACAGAUAGCUUGAAGUUGAAUGCUGUAGAACAGGAGGGUGCUGAAGAAUUAGAAGAGCCAAAUCAUGUUGUUUAUAAAGUAAAAGAUUCAGUUUCAACAAUUAAUUACAAUUCCAACCAGAAUAAUGAUUCUGAGGAGUCUAGAAUUGCAGGGCACAGAUAUGAACUUUUGGAAAGAAAUGUUACAGGAUUCGACCAUGAUGAAAUACGAAAACAGGGAACUAAGCAGAAAGAAUCAUCUUCUAUGGCUGGAGAUAAGGAUAUACAUGUUCAUUCACUUCGAAUGCCCGAUGAUAACAUCCAAGUGACAAACAAGGACUCUGGUAGAAAAGAAGGCAAACAUAAUCAGAUUGUAAAUUCUGAGUCUCAUGAAGUAAGGAAUCCGAAGAUUGAAGAGAUUAAGGAUCAAAUUCUUAGAGCCAAAACAUACUUGAAUCUCGCACCACCAAGUGGCAACUUGCGUUUGAAGGAGUUGGAGCUGCUAAUGAGAGAGCUUGAACAGGCAGUUGGCGAAGCCACCCAGGAUUCAGAUCUGUCAGCGAGUGUUUUGCAGAGUAUGAGACACAUGGAGGCUUCGUUGUCUAAAGCUUACCGCAUAUUCCCAAAUUGUUGUGCUAUGGCUGAUAAGCUCCAAGCAAUGAAGCAUACCACUGAACAGCAAGUUCGUUCUCAGCGAAUUCAAGCAACAUUUCUUGCUCAACUUGCUGGAAGGACCACCCCGAAAGGCCUGCACUGUCUUUCUAUGCGGCUGACUGCGGAAUACUUUGCCAUGAGGCCAGAGGAGAGGAAGCUUCCAAAUGAAAAUAAGAUUUAUAAUCCAGAACUUUAUCAUUAUGCUGUUUUCACUGACAAUGUUCUAGCCUGUGCAGUGGUUGUCAACUCUACUGUCUCUACUGCCAAGGAACCAGAGAAGCUUGUUUUCCAUGUAGUGACUAAUUCACACAACUUACCAGGAAUCUCAAUGUGGUUCUUAUUAAACCCUCUUGACAAAGCAACAGUUCACAUUCAGAGCAUAGACAACUAUAGAUGGUUUUCCAAGUACAAUACCUUAGAGAAACCUAAUUCUAGUGAUCCAAUAUAUACUUCUGAGUUGAACCACCUUCGUUUCUACCUGCCGGAUAUUUUCCCCACUCUAAACAAGAUUAUGCUAUUUGAUCAUGAUGUGGUGGUGCAACAAGAUCUCAGUGAACUAUGGACCGCAGAUAUGAAUGGAAAUGUCAUUGGAGCUGUUGGAACUUGCAAGGAAGGAGAAGCUCCAUUUCACAGGAUGGAUAUGUUCAUAAACAUUUCAGAUCCAUUACUUGGAGAAAGGUUUGAUGUCAAUGCAUGCACUUGGGCAUUUGGGAUGAACUUGUUUGAUUUGCAGCAGUGGAGGAUGCAUAAUUUAACUUCUCUCUAUCACAAAUAUUUGCAAAUGAACAUUGGAAUUCAACCUCUAGGGUGGCUCACCUUCUAUAACAAGACAACAUUGUUGGACAGAAGAUGGCAUGUUCAAGGACUUGGUCAUAACUCUGGUGUUGAUAGAAAUGAGAUUGAGCAUGCUGCUGUUAUACACUAUGAUGGAAUCAGGAAGCCAUGGUUAGAUAUUGCAAUGGGCAGAUAUAAAAAUUAUUGGACCAAAUUCUUGAAAUUUGACCAACCUUUUUUGGAACGGUGCAAUCUCCAGCCAUAGUCCAAAAUCUAAAUUUUUUUAAUCUACGUUAAAUUUAGAAAUACUGUUAUUUAAUUAUUAUUAAAAUUGUUUUUUAUUAUCAUUUGUUGUAUUACAAUUUUUUUUUUCAUAUUUAGUGAUGUAUGUAUAUUCUUAAUUUUUGUUUUCUUUUUUGCAUUGGGAACAAAAGAACAAAGCAAAAGAAAA
Arachis ipaensis is the source of this 2300-nucleotide messenger RNA. RefSeq names its product putative galacturonosyltransferase 6. The record is from RefSeq and is a predicted model, not a curated record. NCBI's taxonomy places the organism in Eukaryota, Viridiplantae, Streptophyta, Magnoliopsida, Fabales, Fabaceae. Gene Ontology annotation, molecular function: polygalacturonate 4-alpha-galacturonosyltransferase activity.